Molecule: messenger RNA, 1178 nt
Organism: Bursaphelenchus okinawaensis
Lineage: Eukaryota; Metazoa; Nematoda; Chromadorea; Rhabditida; Aphelenchoididae
Source: the annotation of a GenBank genome assembly
AUGCCAGACUACAAAUUCUACUACUUUAAUGUGCGUGGGAUAGGCGAGCCAGUGCGAAUGGUCAUGCACUAUGGUAAUAUUGAGUUUGAAGACGUCAGAAUAGAGCAGAAAGAUUGGCGCAACUACAAAAAUAGUAGGUUUUUUCAAUUUUAAGAGGUCAAAAAUAUAUUUUUAAAAAUUUUUUGAAAUUUUUAAAAUUUAUAAAAAAAUUUCAUAAAUUUCAAAAACUUCAGAAAUGCCCCAAGGCACUGUACCAGUGCUGUCAAUAGACAAUGGCAAGAUAAAAUUGUCUCAAAGCACAGCAAUUGCUUGUUAUUUGGCUAGAAAAGUUGGUAAGUAUUAUAGAUUAUUAGGUAUAUUUUGACUAUUUUAUUAAAAAUCAAUUUUUUUAGUUUCAAACUUUAAAAUAACUAAUACUAAGUAAGUAAUACUAAAGUAAUAUUAGGCUGUUCACUUAAUUCUGCGCCUUUUAUUAAAGAAAAUUUUUUAAAAAUAUUUUUUGAAUUUUACAGGCCUUGGAGGUAGAAAUGAACUAGAAAUGGCGAGGAUAGAUGAAGCUUUAGCGACUUACAAAGAUAUGUACGCUAAAAUGGCAGAUUUCAACUACUCGUCGGGUGGGCUGAGAGGGUUGGACAAAGUGAGUUCAAAAUGUAUAAUAGCUCUAAACUUAACGGUAUGAUAGCUUUAAUAUAACUUUACAUAGUUUUUGUAUAUAUGAUAGCUUUUCCACAGCUUUCUAAUUAUACAAGGGGGACACUUCGAAACCGUUUGACUAUGUUAUAACUAGUACUAUAUGUUACUAUCUUUAGUUGUUGUUUUAGUUAUAUUUGCUGUUAAAACAAAUAUUUGAUUAAAAAACCGUGUAACAGAACUUCUGGCGCACCCUGUACUCUCAGGGUCGUAACUAUAGGCCUACCUUCAUCUACUCCUCCCCUUUCUGUAAGAAUCUGUAACAACGCCUCUAUACUCCCUUAACAGCAAUUAACACCACAAUCUUUCAGGACGAGCUAUACGAAAGCCAAGCCAAACCCAUUACCGCUCAAUACUUUCCUUUAUUAGUGAAGAUGUUGAAGAAGCAUCACAUGAACUUCAUAGCCUCACAAAAGCCGACUGUCGCCGACUUCUUUUUUGCUGAAUGGCUGUACUCGGUUAUGGGGUUCAGGAAGGAACUUUUUUGA